CCGCUGCGCUGCCACUGCACUCCUGGCGCGUCCGCCGGCCGGCCGGUCGUCUUCCCUCGGCCUCCGAGACCGCCCCCGCACCUCCGAUUGCAUACACGGUGUCGCAACGGAAAAAAACUUAUCUGAACUUUGUUUCCAAAAAUUAAAAUGAGACUUUUAAUUUACUUUAAGUUUCUUUUACUUUUCAACUUCAGUUUAACUUUGGGCCAAGUUUGUCCGCCAAAAUGCGAGUGUGCUCGAAACGCGGUGCGGUGUCUGCGCCAGGGCCUGACUGUCGUGCCGAAAGUUCCAACAGACAUACACACUCUAGAUCUCCGUUUCAACAAGAUCUACGACGUCGGCGGAGGCGUGUUCACGCACAUGCACCAACUACGCUCUCUGCUUCUCAACGACAACCAGCUGCGCGCGCUGCGCUCCGGCGCCUUCCACGGCCUGCGCCGCCUCAAGUACCUCUAUCUCUACAGGAACCGCAUAAAGACUAUCGACCCUGAUGUCUUUAAGGGCUUGCCGCAUUUGGAACAACUCUACUUGCACGUGAAUGAAAUCCACGAGAUACAAGCAGAUACGUUUUCAAACAUGCCCCGCCUGGAACGCUUAUAUAUGCACAACAACCGUCUGGCGCACGUUCCCUUCGGCUCGUUCACCGGCAUGCCGAAGCUGCGCAAGCUGCGACUGGACAGCAACGCGCUGGUGUGCGACUGCAGCGUGCUGUGGCUGGUGCGCAUGAUGCGCGCGCACGCCAGCAUGAACGUGGCUGCCACCUGCUACGGCCCGCCCCAGCGCCUCGGGACCUCGCUCGCGAGCCUCAGGGAAUAUGACAUGCAUUGCAAGCAACCCGAAAUACACGAAGGGCCCGAAGACGUAGUAGUGGAAUUUGGCAAGGAUGCUAUAUUUAGUUGUACCGCCGCUGGGGAUCCAAGGCCCGAAAUAGUAUGGUUUCGCGACUCCGUAGCCCUCCCUCUAGACGCGACCCGAUACGAAGUACAGUCCAACGGCAGCCUUAUGAUACACAACGUGGAUGAGACUGACGUCGGAGUCUUCGAGUGCAUGGCUAAAAACCCCUCUGGAGAAGCGCGUUCAAGACCCGCGCGGAUGAUGAUGAUGAUACACGACGAGCCUAAAGAAAAUGAGGUUCCCGUUUUCAAGAUCAGGCCCAAAAGUCAAGUGGUCAAAAAAAGAAACGUUCGAGUUAGGUUCGAUUGCGUAGCUAAAGGAAAUCCACCACCUCAUAUCGCCUGGUACUUCAAAGGCACUAGGCUUCUACUUGACCCUCGAACGGAUUUAAAACUGAACGGCUCGAUUUUCAUCGAUGACGUGCAGUACGUCGACGCUGGGGAAUAUACAUGUGUAGCGGAAAAUGUACUUGGCAAAGUUAAUGCAUCAGCUGAACUUAAAGUAUUAGUUCCCCCUUCAUUUAGAGAUGUGCCAAAAGACAUAACGGCUUCCGAAGGCGAUAAAGUUGAAUUCACUUGUUCGGCUCGAGGAUCUCCAAAACCUGUCAUAAGCUGGUUCAUGAACACCAUGUCUCUACCAACAAGCGAUAACUAUGUCUUUACGAAUGAAAAUGAAAAGUUUACCAUUCUGGAAGUGACAAAGGAUGACGCCGGGAUUUAUCAUUGCAGAGCGGAAAAUUCCGAGGGCAUUACAGAAAUUUCAGCAGUACUGAAUGUAGAAGAAUUUAAAGUAAUACCGCCUCGCAUAGUUCUUAAACCGGUUGACACCGAUGCUUACAAAGGAACAUCAGUUCAGUUACCGUGCGAAGUUGAAAGUGACCCUCCUGCCUCCGUGGAAUGGACUAAAGACGGGUCCUCAAUAUUGUUAGAGGAUAGAAUAUUGAUAACUUUGAUCGGCAGUUUAAUUAUAAAUAAUUUAACCCUAAGCGACACCGGCCGGUAUGAAUGCUUGGCAUUUAAUGAAAACGGUAAGGAUAUAGCAUCUCUGUUUCUAUCCGUGAAAGAUCACACACUUCCAGGAGAGCAAUAUGUAAACAUAGCGUUGACUGAAGCGACAAGAGACAUAGAUCAGGCUAUCGCUAGAACAGUAAAAGAAAUAUUUCAAAACACCUCAACGAAAAAAGAUGUCCACGAACUUUUUAGGAUAGCUCACUUCCCAAACGCACCCGCACGAGAACUAGCUCGUGCAGCUGAAAUUUAUGAACGUACCUUAGACAAAGUACGAGAUUUUAUUCAAGGUGGCUUAAAUGUAACUUCGGUACAACCAUUUAAUUAUAAUGAUGUUCUUGGUCAGCAAAAUUUGGAUUUAAUUGCACGGCUAUCGGGCUGCACGGCACACCGGGAAAGUAAAGAUUGUUCUGAUAUGUGCUUUCACAACAAAUACCGCAGUAUCGACGGCAGUUGCAAUAAUUUUGCCCAUCCUAUGUGGGGUUCAUCUUUGACAGGUUUUCGGCGAAUACUUUUUCCUAUAUAUGAGAAUGGUUUCAGUCAACCAGUGGGCUGGAACAAAGGGGUGAAAUAUAAUGGAUUUGAACUACCAAGUGCUCGGUCUGUAUCUACCUCUAUCAUAACUACAACAGAGAUAUCUCAAGACGUCGAGAUUUCGCAUAUGGCUAUGCAAUGGGGCCAGUGGCUUGACCAUGACUUGGAUCACGCGCUACCAUCUGUAAGUUCACAGACAUGGGACGGUGUAGACUGUAAAAAAACAUGUGACUAUGCAGCUCCAUGUUUUCCCAUUGAUGUUCCAAAUAAUGAUCCACGCAUCACUAAUCGCCGGUGCAUUGACUUUAUUAGAACUAGUUCGGUAUGUGGAUCAGGAAUGACGUCCGUCUUAUUUGGGAGCCUGCAGCCGAGAGAACAAAUUAAUCAACUUACUUCAUUUAUCGAUGCUUCACAAGUAUACGGGUUCGAAAGUGCUGUUGCUACUGACCUACGAGAUUUGACUAAUGAGAAUGGAUUAUUGCGUGUUGGUGUUACAUUCCCCGGAAGAAAGCCGCUAUUGCCUACCACAGGCAUAAACGGCAUGGAUUGCAGGCUAAACCUUGCAGAAAGCGAUCGUGCUUGCUUCGUUGCGGGUGACAUCAGAGCCAAUGAACAAAUUGGUUUGGCGGCUAUGCAUACUAUCUGGAUGCGGGAACACAAUCGUCUUGCCCUGCAGUUGAAAUCUUUGAACUCAUUUUGGGACGGAGACAAGGUGUACCAGGAAGCAAGGAAAAUAGUCGGAUCUGAAAUACAAAUGAUAACUUACACACACUGGUUACCGAUAGUUCUUGGUAAGGAAGGUUACAAAAAGUUAGGAGAUUAUAAAGGGUAUAAUAGCAACUUGAACCCUUCAAUAUCAAAUGUGUUUGCUACAGCGGCGCUAAGAUUUGGUCAUUCCAUGAUUAAUCCAAUAUUGCAUCGUUACGAUGAAGACUUCGAGCCUAUUCCUCAAGGACAUUUGCUGCUGAGAAAUGCAUUCUUUGCUCCCUGGAGACUUGUCGACGAAGGCGGAGUAGAUCCCUUGCUCCGAGGUAUGUUCACAACACCGGCUAAAUUGAAAACUUCUACUCAAAAUCUAAAUUCGGAACUAACAGAGAAGCUCUUUUAUUCCGCCCACGCAGUUGCCCUAGACCUUGCUGCUAUUAAUAUUCAAAGAGGACGUGAUCACGCAAUUCCUCCGUACACAAAAUGGAGACAAGUUUGCAACAUGACAGAAGUAAAAGAUUUUGACGAUUUGUCCAAUGAAAUAUCUGAUCCAAAUGUACGAGACAAACUUAAGGAGCUUUAUGGAUCUGUUCACAACAUCGAUGUCUGGGUAGGAGGAAUUUUAGAAGAUCAGGUGGACGGAGGUAAAGUUGGCCCACUAUUUAGCUGCCUUCUAUUGGAGCAAUUUAGGCGUUUGCGAGACGGAGAUCGAUUAUGGUAUGAGAAUCCAAAUGUAUUUAAACCUGAACAAUUAGAUCAGAUAAAAAAAACAAGUCUAGCUCGAGUGCUGUGCGAUAAUGGUGACAAAAUUGAUACGAUUGGUGAAAACGUAUUUUUGAUUCCUGAAGUACAAGAUGGAAUGGUAUCCUGCGAUGACCUGCCUUCAAUAGAUAUUCGAUUUUGGGCAGAUUGCGAAUCGUGUGGAGAUUAUAGAGAAAGUAAUACCUUGUCGCGCUCGCGUAGGGCUACGGUGAACGAGACAUUCCACGAUGAGCGUAUAUUUGAUUUAGAACAAGCAAAUGAAGAUUUGAAAGAAACUGUUGCCGCUCUUUUGAACAGGAUUGAACAGCUCGAGGAAAUUGUACAGGAAAAUAAUAAAAUCGGUGACAAUUAAUGCCUAAUAAGGCUCGCCGAAAGAACAUAGACAAUUAAAAUGUAUCUAAGAUCUAUACGUAUAAAAAAUAAAAAUCAAUUUAACGAACGUGACCGAUAAAUUAAACACGCCAAAAGCACAUUUUUGGUCAUUACCGCCUCAAGUUUAUGGUGAGCCACAAGAGCAAACAAAGGCUAGGUUUGACACAGUGCAGUCUUUUAACAUUGCCUGUUUUUUGACCUUUGCUAUCAAGUUAGUUAGUUACUUACUUACUUACAUACAAAACUUUUUUAGCCAGUUUAAUUUUAUCGGUCACGUUCUUUUCAUACCUAACGUUAAAAAAUCCUUCGAAGUUACUAAAAUAAACAAAUAAACCAACUCCUAUUACUUUGAAACUUUACGGCGGUAAUAUGGUAUCCUACGGCUUACGUUUGCCAAGGAUUUUGAUACUGAGGUACUUGAAUAGGAUUUAUUUUGCAGUCAUAUAAUUUGAUUUUUAAUACAACUCACAUAGAUCUAGAUUACAGAUUUCAUUUAUCUGUCACUAGUAAUAUUAUACCUAACGGUUUUGUAACUACUAAUUUUACCAUUAUGUUGUAACAGUUGUUAAUUCCCUUUAUUAAGAGUUUGAAACGAUUCUAGAGUCCAUCUACGUCAAGUCGCAGCAAUUUGGCAGCGACUAAGUGUGGCAGCGCCACCUCGAACGUCAUAUUUAUUAAGGUCAGCGCGGCCACACAGUUUGUCGCUGCUAAUUCGUUGCAGAAUGUUUUCAUUGUCCCUGUACGGAUAUGAUGGUCGUAUUUGUCUACGUGACAGCGUGAUAAAACGGUGUCCGUCUCUUUCUAUCCCGCAGAGUUAAAAGGUGACAGUUGUUUUAUCACGUGGAUAAAUGUGGAUAAAGCGAUCCUCAAUAGGCUUGCAGUGUACGUCAAAUACGGCGCUUCUGAUACGGGAUAGCGUGGCCAGAGUCUAGACGGAGUUCGUUUUAUUUUUAUGUAUUUAAAAUUGCAGUACGCUGUGUCUUAAGUUGCUUUCCAUGUUAGCGGGUAAGUAAUCUAGUCUUUAUCUGUAAUAGUUUUAAAGAUUAACCUUACAAUAACUUACGUAUGUGCUAAUAUUUACAGGUUAUUUUAUAAAUCGAAUAUACUUAUACUAAGAUCUUUGUAAAUGUUUGUUUCGUGGUCUUGAUAAUAUAUGAGUAAGUAUGAGUCGGAUUUUAUCAUUGGGUACCUAAGUAUUUAUUCAUAAAAUGGUCUAAAAUUAUACCCUUACUAACAUUCACGAUUAUAAUAUACAUAUUCUUAGGUACGUCCGUCCUACGUCCGGACUAAGUCCAAAAUUAAUAAAUUUUACCUUUACUUAUGACUGUUUGUUCUUACGAGUUUAUAUAAUAAGGAAUUAUAAAUUUGUCAUUACAUCAUUAUUAUUCACUAUUAAUUAGUAUCAUUACAUUAUAUGUAUUGCAUGUACAACCAUUUAGCUAGAAUAAGAAUUAGGUAAGGCCAAUGCGGCCAAAUUCGUCUACGGGAAAUUCUGGAAGUAGGUAAUAGAUUAUUUCUAACAAUAGAUACAUUCAAGUAGACUAUUGUUAAAUACAUCAAUAAGUAGCAUUGCUUCUAGUUCCGACAGUCAAAAUCAGACGAUACGCUCCCGCCAAAAAAAUAUAACAAUAUUUUUCCUUUUAUUUCCCGAAAAAUAUCUGUUCUCAUUUAGAUACUCAUAACGGACUUGACUGUUUAUUAUGUUAGACAAAUGCUGAUGAUUUGAUGAAUAAUAGGAUAGGGCACUAAAAUGUUUAAAAAAUUCAGUAAGAUUAAUAACUUUCAAAGUAUGCAGCAGUUAUGUCAAUAAAAAACAUAUGAGUUCCGUCAUACGCCUACGUUUGGAUGCUGUGGGUAUCAGUGAUAUCACAGUAAUUUACUAAAAUUCAUGUCUGUAGCACGAUAAAAAAAAAUCCUCAGUAAAAAACUUAGAUAGAGGUACAUCUUGUAUUGUAGUUGUGUAAAAUCCUAAUAACAACACAUCCAUUUUUCUCGUAAUGUAGUGACUUUAAUUAGUGUUUAAUAAAUGUUAUUGAUGUGCUUCCUUCAAUCUUAGGUGUAAUAAAUAUUAUACAUUUAAUAAAUCUAAGUGUUGUGAAAGGUAUUGUAUUACAUGUUACUUGUCUAUGGCAAAAUGUUGGCUGAAAAGCGGAAAAAUAGCACCCAAUAAAAUAUUACACAUACUAAAUACCUACUCUUUUUCUACUUUAUUACUAUAUACGUAACAGUCUAUUUGUUCUCAAAAUUGGAUAAAUUAAUUGUUGAAUACUUAUAAAAUGUGGCAUGAAACCUAAAUGACUUGAUUUUUUUAAUUAGUUAGGUACCUACAAUGUCAGGUUGUAGGUACAUUUCGGGAGGCAAGUGUGAGCGCAUUUAAUGAAUUAUAUUUUUCAGGUGAAAUUCAUGAAUUAUAUUAGAACCUAUUCUAGAAUUUAAUAAUGUUAUAUCAUAAAAUACUUAACAUGUAUUGGAAUUUGUAUUAGGAUGGAAAUAUUAGGGUUAUUCCCAUCCGUUACCAUCAAAGUUACUCCUUAAAACCGGUAACAUAUUUUUUUUCUCUACCACCGGGAGUAAGACAGAUAAAAUAAUCCCGUACAAGGAAAUAUAAUUCUCAGUAAUUACCACGUAAUUAUGUAUUUUUAUAAUAUCACCUUUAUUAAGGAGUGUUUUUUUGUUUUAAUACGUCGACAGGUUAUUAAAUUUAUUAUUUAAGUAUGUAUAUUAGAACUACAUUCAAUUUAUUUUGGGGGUAGUUGCUGGGAAUUAAAUAUCCCAUCUUUUUCGUAUGAUAAGUUAAUGAGAUAACAUUCUUGGCUAUUGCCAGUGGCAGGCGUGGCUCACUCCGCGAUUUCGUCGCUUUGCUACAUGUAUGUACCUAAAAGUACAUUCGUUCCAAUCCAAUUUUGGGGAAAGUCAUAAGCCGCGCGUGGCGCUGUCGCCACCUAGCGGCCAUAUCUGUGCUGAUCGUAACAGGCGCGUUUUGUUAGAGAGUGAGUCUUCUGUACCUAGGACUAUUAUUUAUUCUGUGCCAGUGGGUACAACUUGGCGGUUUCAUCUGGGAAUAACGCAAAUAUUGUAGUGCGAUGAGGAGGGUGAUAAUUUAAUGCAUUGGUAUAGAGCAAUGCCUGUCCAGUGUUAUGAGACUACCAACAACUGAAGGGAUCAAUAUCGUAGAGUAGGAAUUACGAAAUAUCAAUCAUGAUUAAAUUUAAAGGGGUGAAACCCUAGCAUUAGGUCCUACCUACUUAAAAAUAUAUUUAUGUUUUGUUAGUGAUUUACACUAAGAAGCCCUUUACACUCCUAUUUCAUGUAACAUAAUUAAUAAUGCUAUGAAAAAUUACUAUUAAAAUUUUAGAUGACUUUAAGUAUGUGAGUACAUUUAUGCCUAUUGCCUACCAUAAGUAUUUAAUACGUUUGAAAAUCCACCGUAAGAAUGACAAUAAAUCCAUUACAUUUCGGUAUUAUCCUAAAGACCAAAUUUUGUAAAAAUGUGUUGUAUGGGACGGGGUGGUCGUAAUAGUGGUACCGUCAGUAACUAUUAACACAUCCUAUUUCUACAAUAACAAUAUUAACAAUGGUGUGUUAGGAUACUGUUGGCCACCUUGGCCGUCACUAUCUACUUGGUGCUGACUACUCAGUGGCGUAACGUGAACUAAUCUAAACGUGGGCGAAGUCGCAUCUG
Cydia fagiglandana is the source of this 7956-nucleotide messenger RNA. Its product is annotated as peroxidasin-like. The transcript is spliced from 7 exons. The record is from RefSeq and is a predicted model, not a curated record. Gene Ontology annotation, biological process: response to oxidative stress. Gene Ontology annotation, molecular function: heme binding; peroxidase activity; protein binding. Lineage: Eukaryota; Metazoa; Arthropoda; Insecta; Lepidoptera; Tortricidae. The coding region runs from base 148 to 4254 and encodes 1368 amino acids.